GUUGCCACAUCACCAAGCAAAACUUAAAAGCACAUGACAUAGACAUCGAACAGCAAAGCUUUAUGCAAGCGUAUUCCACCGCGCAUGCGCAGUAAGUAGCGACGCGCACUAAAAAACUGCCAAAAACGUAAGUGAAUUGAUCACCGCGGAGCAGAAGAGUUUCGUGUCCACCGCAAACACAUCGCAGCAAUGAGCGGCAGUAAAGUGGCUCUGGUCACUGGCGGGAAUAAAGGCAUCGGGUUCGCAAUCGUGCGGGCAAUGUGCAAGGAUUUCUCCGGAGACGUGUAUCUGACGGCUCGGGAUGUCGGUCGAGGAACUGCUGCUGUGGACAGUCUGAGGAAGGAGGGGCUGGCACCGAUCUUUCACCGGCUGGACAUCAACGACCCCGACAGCGUCCGCUCCGCGCGGGACUUCUUCACAGAGAAGUACGGCGGCCUCGACGUGCUCGUCAACAACGCUGGCAUCGCCUUCAAGACGGCGGACACGACCCCCUUUGGCGUCCAAGCAGAUGUGACGCUGAAGACUAAUUUCUUUGCUACUAGAGAUAUGUGCAACGUCUUCCUCCCCAUUAUCAAACCAGGAGGUCGGAUGGUGAAUGUCUCUAGUAUAAUGAGCUCGGUGGCUUUAAGCCGCUGCAGUCCAGAGCUCCAGGCCCGCUUCCGAAGCGAUGACAUUACAGAAGAAGAGCUGGUUGGACUGAUGGAGCGAUUCGUCCGUGACGCUCAGGAAGGGGUUCAUGCAGAGCGAGGUUGGCCUAAUACUGCAUAUGGGGUCUCUAAAACUGGCCUUACCACCCUAACCAGAAUCCAGGCCCGGAACCUGACGAAAGAGAGGCCUGGAGAUGAGAUACUAUGCAAUGCCUGCUGUCCAGGAUGGGUCAGGACUGACAUGGCUGGACCAAAUGCAACCAAAUCACCAGACGAGGGCGCCGUCACGCCAGUGUACUUGGCGUUGCUGCCUGCUGGGGCUAAAGAGCCCCACGGGCAGUUCGUUUCAGAGAAGAAAGUCCAGCCGUGGUGAGAGUGAUACACCCAACAAGAUUUAGACGAGGUUUAGUUUUGGGUUGAAUUCAGACUGAGCCCUUGACAGAAAACUUUACAGUGGGUUGCUAAAAGUUGGGUAUCUUGUACUUUAUUUUCAUAAUUAUUUCACAGAAAGCUUUAAAAUGGUAUAUAUGUUUUGGUGAAUAUACAAACUAAAUAACAACCAAAAACGAUGUGGUCUUAAAGGAGUAGUUCACAAAAAAAUGGACUUGUAGAAAAUUGAUUUAACCCGAGGUCGUCCAGGUUUUAGAGGAGCUUGUUUCUUCAUGGGAACAGAAAUGUAGCAGCGCUGCACUUGCUCGGCCUCUGCAGUGAAUGGGUGCCGUCGUGAUGUGAGUCGCAGUUACAAACCUAGCUUUUCGAGAUGUUAAUCGACGGACGUAUUACUUGAGGGUUAUUGUGAUGUUUUUAUCAGCUGUUUGGACUCUGACGGCACCCAUCCACUGCAAAGGAACCACUGGCGAGCAACUUCCUUCAAAUCUGUUCUGAUGAAAAACAAAUUCAUCUACAUUUUGCAAAUAUUCAUAAUUUGGUGAACUAUAUCUUUAAGAUCAUGACGUACAGUUUAGAACUCCAGCUUGUGUAGGUGUUAAAUAUUUGUAGAUGCUACAUACAUACAAAUAAUAAACUGUCCAAUUCAUAAAUACUUUUACUCAGUGGAUUGUAACAAUCAUCUUGUUGGAUUUAAACUGAUGAGCGUUGUAUCUAUAAAUAACACAGAUAAAAAUGUCAUAAGUCUCUAAUGAAUAAACUGAACUACAAAAAUAAAAUUCCAUGAUAUUUCUCAA
Puntigrus tetrazona (Sumatra barb) is the source of this 1831-nucleotide messenger RNA. It is a transcript of the gene cbr1, whose product is annotated as carbonyl reductase 1. The record is from RefSeq and is a predicted model, not a curated record. Bases 190 to 1020 code for a protein of 276 amino acids. Gene Ontology annotation, molecular function: carbonyl reductase (NADPH) activity. Lineage: Eukaryota; Metazoa; Chordata; Actinopteri; Cypriniformes; Cyprinidae. The transcript has 4 exons.